GUACAGGGGUGCAGUACGGUGCAGUGCAGUGGUAUAUUAUGGUCAUUCCUCUUUGAUCGUGGUCCUUGAAGGGAAGACGGAGGGAAAGUAAGUUAUAAAACUUCUUUCCAGGACCCUACGAGGUUGGAGAAGGGAAGGAUUUACCAGGGAUUGGUGUGCCAGUGAAGGCUGCCCGUCACCAUGUCUUUGGUUAUUGCUGUGGAAAGUGGGAAGAGUCUGCCAAACAUCGAGAAGUUUGGUACGAUCGACCCCUUCGUCCAGUUGAAGUUUGCAGGUUCAAAGAAGAAGACGAAAGUAGUAGACGACUCUACUGAUCCACAAUGGAAUGAGUCCUUGGAAUUUAAUCUCAGUGACAAGCCACUUACAGCAUCCGACUCAGUAGAACUCGAGGUCUAUGACCAUGAGAAGAUUGGUCGAAACAAGUAAGUAACGCGCAUGUACAUGUACUGAAAUAUAUGUGACACUCAUCUCAAAACCUGUAAUAAUAGAAUGAGAUGAAACAUAAAUAGUGGAAUUCAUUUUACACAUUUACAUAGAUUUGUGCAUAGGUCACAAUAUCAAAGCGACUCUUUCUGUGAUACCACCCCCUCUCCCCAUAGUUUUGCUAAAGCAAGGAUGUGAGGAUGUAACAAAAAAAAAGGAAGAGAAGAGGGAUACAACAAUAAAUAAUGUAAAUGUAAGGAGUUAGGUAUACCUACAUGUACAUGUAACAUGUACAUGUAGGUAGAUAGAUAAAUAGAGAGAUAAGGCUGUGGACCGUGGGGGAAUGUAAGUAGUCACCACAAGGUGUGGGCAGAAGAGGUAUAAAUUGUAUCUUCAUUGCAGAACAGUGAAGUUAUCUGCCCCCCUCUCCCUCCCAAAUAAAACAAAAAACAAAAGAAGGUGAUAGAAAGAAGAAUAAUCAAAGAAAGAUGCACUGAUUACCCAGGGAAACAUUGGGAAGCAUGGGAAUAUAAUAAGAACUAUAUCCAUAUAUUUCCAUUAGCUAAAUAUUUUGUUAGCUGCUGUGCUUUUGUGGCACACCCGAUUGGGUCUAUUCAAAACAAAACCAGGCAUAUAUUGAUUUCAAGGUUUUUCCUCUAUUAUCUGUAGAUUUGUGUAUUCUGCUCAGGAACAAUUCAGCAACCAUGUACAGAUUGUCCCUCAUAUGUUUGUUUUGCACACAAAGUCUGAUGUGAAACGUGCUGGGAAUUGGUUGAUGGAAGUUCCAAGUUGGACCAAGAUAUAGUCUUUAUCCAAAAUGCUGUUUAGAUGUCCGGGGGGGGGGGGGGGGGGGUGGGAACUUGGUGACUAAUAUUACUUCAUAACCUUAGUGGUAUAUCAAACUGCUAUGAUAUGAAAAUUUUCUUUAAAUUCAUCAAUAUUUUGAUGUUGUGAAAUACAUACUAUACUGUGAGAAUGAAAAAGAUAAAUAAAUAUGAAGGCACUCCCAAAUGACUCACUUCCAAGGAUGGUGGUGGACAGGGGGGGGGGGGGGGGGCUUAGGGUUUAGGGUCAGGCACAAUAGCAACUUUCAAACAAAAAAAUAUGGGGAAAAUAAAAACAAAUUCCAGAACUACUACACCUCAUGACAAAUUUUUCAAUUUCAAGAUAUAUAGAAGUAUAUAAAAUUGAUUAUUAAGUGAUUUUCAGUGCAUUGGUUGGAACUUUGAAACAAAGCAAAACCCCCAGAUAAAUACAUUUGGUAUCACUUGACCCCAAAAGAUGUAAUUUUACAGUCAAUUUUAAGUUUUACAUAACUGCAGUAGUAAGAGUUAAAAACAAUGACGUUAAUUUUUCUAUUUGCUCUCAGUUGGUAAACAAGCUGGAUAAAUGUCCUUCAUCAGUAGAAAUUAAUACAUAAUGCUUUGCAGAUUGGCAGAAGUGUCAUCUGCAUAUGAUGGGAUAAAACACAAAACAAAAGGGUGAAAAUCAAUUACUUUGAUAGUCGGCAGAUAAUAGACCCAUUUCCCCGUUGAAUUUCACCCUGGAUUUUACCUUGAAAGAUCCAGUAGCGAGAUUCUGUGAGUUAUGGAUUGCAUCACAAUUUUAUCGUCCAGUGACAUUAUUGAUUUUUAUCAUCAAACGUCACAUUUGUAUUUUUUGUAAUUCAGCCAGGGAGGUGUGUGUAAUCUGGUUUCUGAUGUGCCUCACGAUACUUACAGGCCUUUCUUAUAGGCAAAGGUUGUUGUAGAUUAAUUUGUCAUUUUGGAAUAAAAUCAAAGUGUUUACAAUAAACAAAGAGGAAGGAUGGUUGCUUUAGAUAAUGAUAAUAAUAAUGCUCACUAUUAUAACGAUUGAUAGUGCAUGAUACAUUUCAACAACGUCUCUGUUAUUAAUACAGCCGACAUGGCUUCUCUGUAUCAGUGUAUCUACUUUAUCUGUUGGGUUUUAAAUUUAUCUUUAAAAUGUAGAAUAAGUUUUUAUCACAAUGUUAAACAUCAUGUCCAUGUCUUAAGCUAAAAAGUGCAUUUUUCUGCAUAACUGGAGAGGGGAAGAGAAACAUGUUUUAUUUAGUUUUAUUUGGUCAAAACUUUUAUGAACCAAAUUAGAUUCAGGGUCACAUCUCUAUUAUUUUAAGUAUUUUAAUAUGAAAAUGUAAAUUGGUGCACUUGGUGAUAUUUUUGCUUUGAAGUUAUUGAUUGGACAUGGGGCAGAGAGUAAACUUCUUGUUAUCAUUUGCCCACAACACUGUAGGCCUACCUUAAUAUGACACCAUAGCAUAGAACUAGCUAAAAAAAUUCACUGAAAAUAUGCACUAUCAACAUCCUCCUUUACCUUUAGAAAGCAAACUCAUACCUUCCCACAAACUAAUAUUAUGGUUCAUUGACUAUAAACAGUAACCAUGGCAACCCUUCCCACCAGGCCCUCUCUUUUGAGUCACUUCCAGCCCACGUUAGGGGCUUAUCGCGCCCGCCAUGGGGGGAGAUCUGGCUAGGAGUGUGGGGGAGUAUCUUCCUGAUGUGGUAUCAGAGGGUGGAUUAAGGGGGGAAAUGAAUGGUAAUAAGGGGUAAUGUUCGUUACCCCCGCCAGAGAUUUAGCGAUCCCUGCAAUAAAUAGGCCAUAUCGCAGGCAGGCGAGUUGGCUCUUUGGAAUUUUUGUGAGGGGAUAGAUUGCUAAGCAUGUAUUUUUAAAAAUAUGGUGCAUAGUUUGAAAAAGAUCACUUUUAUAUCCCGCCAUCCUUUGAAAAUAUAUUUUUAGCAACUUUUUAAGAUAAAACAAGGGAGGGCACAAUCCACUCAUUCUUUAGAGUAAUCUGCUAUAGUGCCCAACGUGUGAGCACUAUUUCAUCUAAUGAAAAAAGUCUGGUCCAUUUCUCUACAAGAAAAUGUUGCAGAUUAUCUACUUAUCUAGUCUUGGGAAAUAUUAGGAUUCAUAGAGUAUGUAUAUAAUUUGUAAAAAUAUCAUCAGUUACAGUGUAUGUACAUUGCUUUCUUUGUCAUACACUGUAGUUCAUUAUUUUUCAUAAUAUUAAUUGAUACCUGAAACUAAAAAUGGACCUGCAGUAUUAAGAGUACUCUUUGUUUAGAUCUUAUGCUUUUGAAACUAGCUAUAAUCCACAAGCUGGUCAAUUAAACUCUAUUACAAUGUACAUUACUUCAUAGUACAAACUCGUUUACACAGUGAUUUAUGAUUGAAAUUAUGUUUCUGUACAGGUAAAGUUAUAUCCAAAUGACUUUUUGAGCUACAUGUAAGUCAUGUAUAGGCCUUCACUUCAUACUGUUCUGUUUUGGUGACAGAACUGUUCAUGUAAAAUAUUUCAUUUAGAGAAUUAUAGCCGACAUAAAAGUAAUGUUCAUACAUGUAUGAAAACUUCAAGCACGGUAUGUGAAAUCAGAGUUCAUUAUUAUAGAAUUUGGUAAGGUCUCAGUUUUCUUUUUAUUAGGAAUUAAUCAUUAUAAACAUCAUGUACAUGUACAGCAUAGAUUUACAUUUGAUAUAAAGAUUUUAGAGGAAUAGAGAUAAUGAUGCUAAGAUUUUAAAGAAAAUGCAGAAGACGUCUGCUAUACCAUAAACCUACGUGGCUAAACCAUUGCUACCAAACCACAUACUUUAAAUUUUUCAUUUUGUAAAUGGCAUUACCAGAGGUAUAACAGAUUGACUGCUUAAUUAUCUAAAUGGAUUAAUGGAGCAAACAUUGAGAAAGUAAUUAUAGCAGUAGUCAUGAGGUAAAAUGGGCCAUUAAUUCCAUGAUUAUUUAUAUACAAAUGUAAAAAGUAAAUAACUUACAUUAU
Molecule: messenger RNA, 4214 nt
Organism: Lytechinus pictus (painted urchin)
Lineage: Eukaryota; Metazoa; Echinodermata; Echinoidea; Temnopleuroida; Toxopneustidae
Product: myoferlin-like
Exons: 3
Coding region: 181-426 (81 amino acids)
Source: RefSeq, a predicted model, not a curated record